This is a messenger RNA of Alternaria rosae, 2238 nucleotides long. RefSeq lists its product as uncharacterized. The record is from RefSeq and is a predicted model, not a curated record. The transcript has 3 exons. The coding region runs from base 398 to 2056 and encodes 552 amino acids. NCBI's taxonomy places the organism in Eukaryota, Fungi, Ascomycota, Dothideomycetes, Pleosporales, Pleosporaceae.
UGUCGGCGGCCCAACGUCAUUACCGGCGCCUCAGCACUAUUCAUGCACAACGGCGUCGUCUGUCAUUGCCCCGUGGGGCCUGUGUGCAUGCUGUGCUGUGUCUCUUGACGCAAUCUCCUGUUCGCGCCAGUGAAUCAAGCUUUGGCUAAACCUGCCCGGGGCUUUCGAAUCCCAUCCGGGAGGGGGCGGCUGCGUGUUGCAUCCGACCAGCCUCAAUGCUAGCCACCCGCUGCCAGCUCCACCACCAUCAUCGCCGCCUCUUAGUAGACUCGCCUCCCUGCGCCCGCUCAACACCCAAACUACCAGCAAUGCAUUGUAGUCGGCCUACACUAGCGGCCUCUGUGUAACCCUCAUCCAGUGCGCCCUGCCAUCCAUAGCCACUCGCACUCGCUCCAACAUGUCUGCCCAGCGGAUUGGCAUCUUUACCAUCGACUUCCCGGAUCCGCUGGUGAUCGACUACGAUAACAACCAGUUCAUCACCCUCAACGACUCUGUCUCGUUCCAGUAUCGCAUCCUCGACAACAUCCAAACCCUGUCCACCAAGGGCGUCGACAGCAACCAGGACCCCUACGGCAUUCUCUACGUACCCGAUGUCAGCACAAAUAGCUGCAGAGAACAGGAACGAUUCCACGUGCCCGAGAAUGCGACGCGGAUAGCGAAUCUUCCCACCGACAAAGACUACGCCCUCAUCGCCGUUGCGCCCUGGUUCUCGGCGCAAUGCACGACGGAGUACUUCGCCGCCGCGCGUAACCAUCCCACCAAGGCCUUCCUCACCUACCAGCCAGGCGACACCAACGCCAAGCCUCCAGUGCUGAACGAUGCGUCGUGGAACCUUCAGGAUGGCGGUAGUUGGCAGACGGCUAACGACUUUCCCACCUACGCCCUGUCGUCAAUAACGGGCAACAAUAUCAUGGACCAGCUGAACGAGUACUCUGGAAAUCUCAGCUCAGUGCCCCAUGCCGAUACACUGUCACAGAUCUACAACUCUUCCGACUAUGUGCGACUAUGGGCAACCGUCAGUACUGACUCCGGUGGCCAGCUCCCAAGUCUAUGGGUUUUCCUCGUCAUCGUCCUAGCAAUCCUCCUCGUCGCCGUCAGCAUCACCUCCCUCGUCAUGCACAUUAUCCAACGGAGACGGCGCAACGAUCUCCGCGAGCGCGUUCUCAACGGCCAGGUCGACCUCGAAGCGUUGGGCGUCAAGCGUCUGACAGUCUCGCAACAAGUCCUUGACAAACUUCCCAUACAUACCUACACUGCUCCUGCCGCUGCGAGUGAGCCCGAGAAAGCGACCACACUCCAGCCGCCGAAUCAAACACUGGGACUACUGCAUGCCGCUGUAGAUGCGGAAACUGGACACAAGGGGCCCCCAUUAUCCCGUCGCUCGUCUGCACCCACAGUGCCUACAUCUGGCGUGUCGGCCGCGUGGUCUCAGCCCACAUGUCCAAUUUGCAUGGACGAUUUCGAGGCCAACGAGACUCAAGUGCGCGAGCUUCCGUGCCACCACAUCUUCCACCCCGAAUGUAUCGAUACCUUCCUCCUCAGCCACUCUUCGCUGUGUCCCAUGUGUAAGCAGAGCGUAUUACCUACUGGCGCUUGUCCGGUCAAGAUUACAAAUGUCAUGGUACGGCGAGAGCGCCACAUCAAUCGCAUGCGGGCGCGCAGUGCACAUUCAGCGAGGGCCCAAACAAGCACUGCGUCUACAGCACCAGCACCGCCAACUCGGCCGCCGACGGCUUUUGGGUCGCUUGGUAGCAGGAUAGGCGGUGCCAUAUCUGGACGACGCAUCUUUAGUGCACCUGUGCGCACGCAAACACGACCACAAGAUAUCGAAAUGGCGACUACACCGCCACCAGACGCGCCAUCGCAGCAUCAAUCGACCAGUGGGCCACCUUUACAAAGCACGCAAGAUUGCAAUCCCACGCAAAAUAGACGAGAAUGGGCACGACAGCGAGCAUUGGCUAUGCUUGGUCCGCGUCAUGCGCCUGCCAGUGAUGUGGAAGAAGAAGAGAGUGUCCCGAGGUGGCGGCAGGUGUUCCGCAAGGUCUUUCCAAGUUAAUAAGCGAUUUCUUUUACCACGAUACCUCAGCAUAGUUUCGGCGCAACACUCUCAUUAACGUAAUGUACUACAAUGGCGUUCAGUAUCAUGGGAGCGGGUAUGGGAUUUCUUGGGACAGGGAGAUACCAGGGGCCACAUAGAAUAUGGCCAUCGCGUACAAUUAUUGAAUUGUGUUAUCCUCG